CGCUGCGGCCACCGCGGAGCUGGGGAUUAAUGGGAAAAGUUUUGGCAGUAGACACGGGAUCCUGUGGAGCGUGCGGGACGCAGGCAGCGGUACGGGAGGUGGCCGGGACAGGCUGAUGGGAACUGCCCUGUGGGGGUCCAGAUGAUGCCAGAGCUAUGACCGGGCCUGCAGGCGCGGCGCCGAGGGGGAGUCAGCCAUGGAGCAACCACCGGAGGAAGCCCCUGAGGUCCGCGCGGAGGAGGAGAAAGAGGAAGUGGCAGAGACUGAAGGAGCCCCAGAACUCAAUGGGGGACCAGAGAAUUCGCUUCCUUCCAGCAGCUACUCAGACCUCUCCCAGAGCUCCUCGCCUCCCUCACUGCUGGACCGGCUGCAGGUGGGCUGUGAUGGGGCCUCGGGCGGCAGCCUCAACAUGGAGUGUCGGGUGUGCGGGGACAAGGCAUCGGGCUUCCACUACGGCGUUCAUGCCUGCGAGGGGUGCAAGGGCUUCUUCCGCCGCACGGUCCACAUGAAGCUGGAGUAUGAGCGCUGCGAGCGCAGCUGCAAGAUCCAGAAGAAGAACCGCAACAAGUGCCAGCACUGCCGCUUCCAGAAGUGCCUGGCGCUGGGCAUGUCGCACAAUGCCAUCCGCUUUGGCCGGAUGCCAGAGGCGGAGAAGAGGAAGCUGGUGGCGGGGCUGACGGCCAACGAGGGGAGCCGGCAGAACCCGCAGGUGGCUGAUCUGAAGGCCUUCUCCAAGCACCUCUACCACGCUUACCUGAAGAACUUCAACAUGACCAAGAAGAAGGCCCGCAGCAUCCUCACUGGCAAGGCCAGCCACACGGCGCCCUUUGUGAUCCAUGACAUCGAGACGUUGUGGCAGGCCGAGAAGGGCCUGGUGUGGAAGCAGCUGGUGAACAGCCUGCCGCCCUACAAGGAGAUCAGCGUGCACGUCUUCUACCGCUGCCAGUGCACCACGGUGGAGACUGUGCGCGAGCUCACCGAGUUCGCCAAGAGCAUCCCCAGCUUCGGCAGCCUCUUCCUCAAUGACCAGGUGACGCUCCUCAAGUACGGGGUGCACGAGGCCAUCUUCGCCAUGCUGGCCUCAAUCAUCAACAAGGACGGGCUGCUGGUGGCCAACGGCAGCGGCUUCGUCACCCGCAAGUUCCUGCGCAGCCUCCGCCAGCCCUUCAGCGACAUCAUCGAGCCCAAGUUUGAGUUCGCCGUCAAAUUCAACGCGCUGGAGCUGGACGACAGUGACCUGGCGCUAUUCAUCGCAGCCAUCAUCCUGUGUGGGGACCGGCCGGGCCUCAUGAACGUGUCGCAGGUGGAGGCCAUCCAGGACACCAUCCUGCAGGCCCUGGAGUUCCACCUGCAGGCCAACCACCCCGACGCCCAGUACCUCUUCCCCAAGCUGCUGCAGAAGAUGGCCGACCUGCGGCAGCUGGUGACCGAGCACGCCCAGAUGAUGCAGCGCAUCAAGAAGACGGAGACCGAGACCCUGCUGCACCCGCUGCUGCAGGAGAUCUACAAGGACAUGUACUGAAGGGUGGGAGGGCCCUGCCAUGGACUUUGUGCUGACCAGCCACCAGCCCGGCCCGGCCGGCCCAGCCCAGCAUGGGGCUCCUCGAGGGCUCCCACAGAGCCGGCCUCAUGUCCCCUGUACUCUCCUCCUCCUCCUCGCCCGUCCUCGGUGCCCUACGCCUCUUCCUCAUGCUCCCCCUCUCUCUGGAGGGUUCUCCCGCCUCACCUGCCUCCCCGCCUCCCUGUCCCAGCGUCUGCCCCUCUGUCUCCGUCUGGGACGUAGUUGAUUUUAUUUCACCAGCAGCAUAGAACAGAGGUCCUCCUCCGCUUCCGCCCCCGCUGCGCCCUGGCUCCCAGCCGCACAGCGGAAGGCUGGCGCCAUCCAAAGAAACACUAAGCCGCCUGAGCCUGGCUUCCUUGGGGAGCCGAGAGUGGCCCUGGCCGACAGGAGCAGAAGCCUGUGAAGGACACUGGGCAGGGGGGCCCUAGACUGUCACCACCCGCCUGCCCACCCACCCACAGCUGAGCCUGGCAGCCCCUCACCCAACUCGCCCACGCCACCCAACAUCCUUUCCGUUCUUCUCUGCAUGGGUCUUCCAGGCCAGUGUCGCCCAUGACCCCUGUGCUGGCCGCUGGAGGGUACCCCCAGCCUGAAAGGAGGUGAGCUGCCCCCCUUGAGGAGCAGGGUACUUACUCCUGACCCCAGCAGGGGUCUGAGGGCCAGGGAGCGUCAGCACCCAUACUCCCCUGCUCUGGCGCAGCCGAGGUCCAGCCUUCGGGGUGUCUGCCCGGGGGGCCUGGUCUGGGCCAGGAGACCUCGAGCCGACAUGCACCCCCACCUCCCCACACACUCCCUGGAGCUGCCGCUCCAGUGCACACCACAGCACUGAGAUCACUUUACCUGGAGUUCUGGCUCCCUUCCGCCUACCCUCCCUGAGGCAGGUGAGGGCCCACAGGGUGGGCGGUGGGCACGUGGGCGGGCAGAGCUGCACCCCUGAAGGGGCUGGGGCUGGUCUCUGGGUGGACAGCAGUGUCCUCAGAAGGUAAAUGGGCCUUGGUGUUCGGUUAGCCAUUUGUCCCAGCAGCUCUGUGUGCCCCACCUCCCCAAGCUGGUCCCUUGCGCUCGCUCCCCUGCACACACUCCGGUGGCAGGGCCUCGCGGCUCCAGGGAAGAGUCCCCAGACUGCCAAGGAGGGGCUUAAGCAUAGCCUGACAUGGAGGCCGGAGGCCAGCAAGUUGCCCAGGCCGCUUUUCCUGUGAGGAAACGAGCCUGGGGAGUGGCUAGGGACCCUGUGUGAGCCCCCAGACUACCUGGCUCCUGCCUGGCCCUCCUUCCCACAGGUCCUGGUAGCCUGACCACACACUGGGCAGGGAGAGCCCGGCAGAGAGCACAGACCCAGCGCCUGCCCUGUGGUCUUCCAGGCCCAGCCCCCGUGACGGGUGUGCUGGCGCUCCCUCUGUGAAGGGAGAGAAGCUGCCUGGCCAGCACCCCCGCCCUCCUGCGGUCUGGUGCUGAGGGUCCAGCUCUUCUCAGUGGCUGAACAAUCUCCAAAAUGGAAAUGUAUAUUUUUUCUAGGAGCCCGAGCUUCCUGUGUUUUUAAUAUAAAUAGUGUAUACAGACUGACGAGACUUUAAAUAAAUGGGAAUUAAAUAUUUAAGAGUUGACUUUAA
This is a messenger RNA of Echinops telfairi (small Madagascar hedgehog), 3171 nucleotides long. RefSeq names its product peroxisome proliferator activated receptor delta (gene PPARD). Bases 197 to 1522 code for a protein of 441 amino acids. The record is from RefSeq and is a predicted model, not a curated record. Gene Ontology annotation, cellular component: nucleus. Gene Ontology annotation, molecular function: RNA polymerase II cis-regulatory region sequence-specific DNA binding; zinc ion binding; nuclear receptor activity. Gene Ontology annotation, biological process: negative regulation of transcription by RNA polymerase II; hormone-mediated signaling pathway; regulation of lipid metabolic process. The transcript has 7 exons. NCBI's taxonomy places the organism in Eukaryota, Metazoa, Chordata, Mammalia, Afrosoricida, Tenrecidae.